Molecule: messenger RNA, 5019 nt
Organism: Lachancea thermotolerans CBS 6340
Lineage: Eukaryota; Fungi; Ascomycota; Saccharomycetes; Saccharomycetales; Saccharomycetaceae
Gene: NUP192
Product: Nup192p
Exons: 1
Coding region: 1-5019 (1672 amino acids)
Biological process (GO): nuclear pore organization
Cellular component (GO): nuclear pore inner ring; nuclear pore
Molecular function (GO): structural constituent of nuclear pore
Source: RefSeq, a predicted model, not a curated record
AUGAUGGAGUGGGCCACGGCACCAUUCGAGGUUGUCUAUACGUCUAUCGAGACCGACACCUUCGAUACAUCCAAAUAUGAAGAAGUCUUGCCCGAUUUAAAGACACUCAAUGUACUAGAUGGUAAAGCAAAGAAUAGCGCCAGCAGAGCUCAAUUAGAAAAGGGCCAAAUAAAGGUCCCCUCGGGGGAUACCUACCAAAUUAACCAAGAGUUUGCAAUCGCCGCAAUAACAUUGUCAGACGAGCUCAAUCUCGAUGAGCUGUUGACCGCAGAGAUAAUGUUGCAAAACUGUGAUCUGGAUUCAGUAAGCGAGAAUUCUGUGAUCAGUUUGGUCAAUGACGCGAAAGUGGCCUUUUAUGUUAGAAGGCAGUAUAUCCUUCAAAUUGUAUCCUUUAUCACAAACUGUUGCAGUUCUGAAGAUAAGGUUUACAUCGACCUAGUAUCUGACGGAACUUUAGCAAAGAAUAUAAUUCCCGCUUUCAAACAAAUAGAGAGUCAGCUCGGGGAAAUUAAAGUUCUAGUGAACAAAUCCGCGAUACUGGAAAGCUACGAUACGUUUGCUCAACAAAAUGUUCGCUUUAGAAGGGACUUUCUCCUCAAGGAAUACGAUACCCUAAGUCAAAUUCUAUAUGGCUUAGUCAAGAACGGCACUCUCAUGAAAAAGGAUAUGCUGCUUGAGCUGAUCAAUUGUGCCUCAAUGAUGGACUCAGGCGACUUUUUCAUCAUUUACUUUCUACCUGCAUUGUUUUUGGCUAUCUCCCAGCUUCACCUUCUCCCCGACGGUCACGUUCGAGAAAUGCACCAAACUCUUCUUCUCGAGCUUGAAAGUGAUACGAUAAGCGUACAGCCUGUUAAAGCCUCUCUAAUUUUUGCAUUUCUGGCAUUCUUUAUAGGAUGGUGCAAAGCAGCACCCUCUCAAAGAGCCAAAUCUUUUAACUUCGCCACAGACGUCGAUGAACCAAUGACAAAAGCGGUAGAAUUGGGCGCGAUUGAGCAGCUAAUGGCAUUUGCUGCGGACACCUCUGAGCUAGACAAAGACGAAAGCAUAGAGCUCUUUUACGAUAUCAGAUCUUUGUUAGAGAGACAUAUUCCGAGACUUUAUCUCAAACAACUUGUUGAUGGGGACCAGCCAUCUCCCGAUGCCAUCAACAACCAGCGAUUGCUCACAAAUGCUUCAAUGUCACAACAAAGCUUGUCUUUUUUUCUUUCGGCCUUCCAUCAUUUAUUACAAGUUGUGAUAACUGAUUGCGCUUUUCUUCUAACAAAGAUGAAAGAUGCUGAAGAGGAUUCUCUUCUUUCUGGAGAAGAUCUGUUUUUGGACGAAAUAUCCGCGAAGGCUGAUCUCGAACGAUUCUUCAUUACUGUACAUUACUUUUAUGCAUUCAGACCUGACUACUCUGCAGUAUUUUGGCAAGAUAAAGAAUCUAAUGCAUACGGGUUCAUUGAGUGGGCAAUGAAGUGCACAGACACACUUAUGAGAUCUUGUGUGUUCAUGAUGCUGUCGAGCCUUUCAUUUGGCCCAGAAAAUUCGGCGAAUGUCUACCACUAUGUGAAUCUCAAUGCCAAUCUCUCCUGGAAUACAGUUUCGCAACUUAUUAGCGACUACAUCGUGAAAAUUUCCGAGUUGGAAAGGAAACUUCUCGAUGGCCAGCAGAGAGAUCGGGAAGAACAGGAUCCCACUACCAUAGCCCUCAAAACCGGACUUAAUGAAGAGGUCAUCAUCCUUCUCUCAUCACUGUACACUUUGAUUGGAUGCGUGGCCCAUGACUUGAACGAGGGAGCAAAGGCGCAACUCUCAUCUCUAUUUACCGACAUUCUCUUUGAAUUCGUGAAGGUCGAUACACCUCUUGUGGGUGCUGCAUUAAAGGUCUUGAGUAAUCUUGUCCCUUAUGAUGAACUUGAGAGGAGUAAGUUUUGGUUCAAUCUAGACUCAUGGAUAUUCAAAGGCUUUAGGCUCACCAUCUCGGAUGACUCUUACCGAGAGGCUUUUGAAAGUAUCUUGACCCACUUUCAAGAUAUCACUGGGUUCCUGCAGCUCUUGAAUAGCCUUUUAAAAGUGCGCACGAAAAGCACAAACGGCUACCUCGAAUUUGGUCUUUUGCAAUUUCCCCCAAAACUAGGUCAUGGUUACAGAAAGCUGGGUAUUUGGCCGUAUUUUGAUUAUGUCUUCCAUGGGAUCCUAGCUCAAUCCAACAAAUUACCAAAUCCGGCCGAGCGUGCCGCUAUCCACAAGCCAAUUUUGGAGAUAUUAAGCAGCGCUUUGAGCUCGUUCGACUAUAGCGUGAUUCUGAACUCAAUUCCAUCAGGGUCCAACCUUGACGAACUUGUUGUAACUGACAACUUUCUCACUUACGCCAUGGAAUCUUCCACCACAGCUGUUCUCAAUUAUCUUUUUGAGGAAAAUGUUUUCAAAAACCUGCUUCAAAACGCCUCAUUUGGGGUUGAAAAAAUGGGAAGUAUAACAGAGGAAGACUGUCAAUCACUAGCAUUACCAUGCCUCGCCUUAAGCACCAUCAACCAAGUUCUAACUAUUCAGGAAACGUAUGUGGAAGAGCUCUGUCCAAUUGUAAAGAAAAGUGCAAGUAAGAAUUACUUUAUUCCAAAAGACUUUGGUUUACAUGGUCUGCGCUCAUUCUACGACGCUAUUUCUUUUGAUCUUCCUUUGAUUGUCGGUAUCGGUCUCUAUGUUGGUCACACUAACUAUAAGAUUGCAUCCAACUCGCUUGAUAUCUUAGACAAGAUAUCUACAGAAAUGAAAGGUAGAGAUAGCCAAGCCAUUGUCAAAGACAAACUCCUCAGCGUUUUCGAUUCAGUUGAUGAAUCUGCGCGGAUAAAACAAGCCUUCAUCAAUCAAUUACAAACUUCAAUUACCAAUUAUGAAAGUUUCUCUAUUAAAAUGAGAAUCCUUGAUUUUAUCUCAAAGAACUUGUCAUACACAGACAAGCAGCCAACAGUCGCACACUUCCUAUUAGGUUUACAAAUAGGCAAUACAAUAUCGUUAGGCCCCGAUUUGAGCACAUUCGUUACUUCCGGUUGUUCUGUUUUGACGUCAAUCAUAUACCUGCUUCAAUCUUCCCUGAUGGUUCUGAGUUCAGAAGAAAUCGAAUUUCUCCCAGCUAAGUUAGCAUCUUCAUCAAUGGAAAUUCUUUUGAAGUUAUGCAAGAAUUCUGCAACUUCAAAAAUAGUCUUGAGACAUAUGAGUGAGUCUGAUUUCUUCGAAACAAUACUCGCUCGUGACCCAAAGGUCGACGUUAACACAAGAUGGUCCGGUGAGGUUUUCGCCGGAAAUUCGGCUGGCGACUCUCUUGGAUUCAUCAAACAGACUUCAACUGGUGCAUUUUUGUCUUUUCUAAGCUACAGGAGUUUUGCGUUACAGUAUUUGAGUCUUGACAUUCACGGAUUGAGUGGCGAGUCACUCAAAAGCAGAAUAAAAUCAAGAAUUGAUCUCCUAAUUUCGAAUUACCUACAACCACCUCGUCUAUUUUCGUUUCUUGAUGCCCUAAACUUCGACGCCAGGCCUUCGCCUCACGAGACUUUAAAAGGCUUGAAAGUCCUCUCAGGGAUAAAUUUUAACCUGCCUUCCUUACAAAAAGUCACACCUUGUACAGAAUUGAUUUACGAUUGCAGUGAACUUGAAUCACUCAUUCGCUUAAGGACGCAAUUUUUAGGGAAGCAUCUACCCUUGAACUUUCAUGAGGAAACAAUCACAAACAAGGAGACGCUCGAUAGAAUUUCAGGUGCAGAGGCCGCGACUAUUGAAAAGCACCUGACAGAUUAUAUGAGCUUUGAGCAGUUCAAAUCCUUACAACUUUCUCUACUACACUCUUGGGUUCAACUUGUUCAAGUGGUUGUGCUAGAUGGAGCCCUCCCACAAGUGUCAAUUUCAGACUUUAUUUUACGACUCUUUGAAGCCAUUGUUCCAAAGAUCAAUGAUUACGUCGAGCUUGAUGUGUGCUAUUCGGAAGAGCUUGUUUCCUUAUGCGUGUUCCUUUACGAUCUUUACCAGAAAGACCAAAAGCUGAAUAAUGGCGAGCACACAGCCGAUGGGCGCCUAAUAGCUUUGUUUUUGGCUUGUAUUAAUGGCAUACGAUCUCCGCUUUCCACUUUGGCUCUUAGGUCUGAUUUUUACAUCCUUGCUAACCGUUUCCUAGUUAGCAUCAUGAAAGAAGUUAACACGGCAAAACAAGUUCUCAAAACACUGAAACUGACCAGUGAACGGCUCGUUGAAGUGGUCUGCAAUGAUGCAAUCUCAGGCGAGGGAUCCUCUAGAAUUACUGGUAUUUUAUUCCUGGAUUCACUGGUUCAAAUUGCUGGUCUCAAUAAGGUGAAUUUCGUCUUAGAAAGCCUUGUCAAAAGUAACAUGCUCCUCCUCAUCAGUCACUCAAUCAAGACUACUGAUGACCUCCUGAGCUCAGGGCUAGAAGGUAUUACUCUGGACAACCUACUAUAUGAGCUGACUGCCUUCAAGUCAACCAUUCAUUUCCUUAUCCGCAUAGCUGAAUCACGAAGCGGAGCACAGGCUUUGGUGGAAAAUGAGAUUUUCCGUGUCAUAGAGUCUUGUGAAUUCUUAGAGGCCGAUCCAGAUUUAGGACUUGAACUAAUUUUCACUGAAGUCAGGACUCAAGAGUCGCAGGCAGUCCGCGUGACCUUUAGCUUGGACAAAUCUUUAAACCUCAGCAAAGAUGCUUGCGGUUUAUCGCUGUUCGAGAUUAUCGUCCCAGUGUUCCAACUAAUGACGUCUAUCCUCAUAAGCAUGGGUAGUGCAAAUAAGCCUGUUCUCAAGAAAACAAGGAAUCUUUUAAUUCACUUCAGGAAGCUUGUGCAGGGUGUUCUAAAGAGAGAUGCUCUUAUUGAAGGUAGCGACGAAAAACAUUUGGACCGUUCUAAUAGUGAGGGCUUACAAAAACUUGUAAAGCUUGUUGUCCUGCUUUGUACCUUGACUGGCUAUAAUGGAGGGUCACAAAAGAACGGCUUGGAUCCCAAAAUAUACACGUUGCCUCAGUCAUAUGGAAACAAGUAG